CUGUCCUGCUCGCACUGAACGCGCAUCUACACACACACUGACACUUCGUCACCGUGGUUCGCUACACGCUCCUCGCUGCCGCCCUCGUCGCCAGCACCGCCCCGGCCGCAUCAACGUACACGGGCGCCAACACAGGGACCAUGGCCACCACCCACGUCGCCCUCACCCGCCGCGUCGCAGAGUUUGACUCCAUCGUCCACAGCGCCGCAGCGUCGGCGGCGGGCCCCGUGUAUGCGCGCGGAGGCAAUGCCGGGUCGACCAACAUCAUCAAGAGUCAGACGAACAACUCGCAUAUGCAAAACAACAGCCAUGGCAACAUUGUCAACAGCGGCAACAACGUCAAGAACACUUGCACCGUCCAUGCUCGAUCGCUGGACUUUGCGUCGCGCAGCCUGGCCGAGUUGCACGUGCAUGCGAGCCUGCUCGUGCGGCGCGACCUCGAGGCGCGCACCACCGCUGACGACAUCGCCUGGCUCAAGGCUGGCACGAUGUUCCAGAUGCAGCAGACUGAUGCCAUCGCCGCGCAGACCAGUGCACAGGCCAACCUGGCCAACGCCAACGAGCCCAACACGUGCAAGUGCAACUGCACCAGCCAGCGCCGGCGCCGCGACAGCCUCGGCGGCAAGCCGGGCCCGGCACACGAGGUCGCGAUCGGCGCGCCCGACUCGCAGACGCUCGUUGUGCGCCUCGAGCCGCGCUGCUCACUGCACCAGGAGCAGGCCACUGGCCCCCACGUGUACGCGGGAGAGUGCGGCGCCGCAAUGACGCUCAACGGGCGCGCGAUCGCCGACGUGCUGCAGCCCACACUCGAGCUGACUAUCUGAUGGUCGGCGCGCCGACGCGCAGAGAUACACAUGGUGGUAGCGGCGAUCGACCGUGCGUGCAGGUGCAUAGAAUAGGGGGGGGAGGGGGGCGCGUGUACAUGUAAUCCAUCCAGCACGACGUUCGCGAGGGAAUAAAAG
This is a messenger RNA of Tilletiaria anomala UBC 951, 962 nucleotides long. RefSeq lists its product as uncharacterized. The record is from RefSeq and is a predicted model, not a curated record. The transcript has 2 exons. Bases 141 to 824 code for a protein of 227 amino acids. NCBI's taxonomy places the organism in Eukaryota, Fungi, Basidiomycota, Exobasidiomycetes, Georgefischeriales, Tilletiariaceae.